UUUAGUUUGAUUAUCCUCAGUCAGCAUUGGUAUUUGAGCUCGACUAAUCGCACAUACUGGUCGCGCUCGAUCUCAUUGUCCUAAGUUUGGUUAGAGAUCAAGGAAGAUAUUUUGCGCCAGUUCAAUAUCUUCUAGAGGUGCUGCCUUAUCUCACAUCCUCUGUUUAACUUGACUCAUUAAGUCAAAUUGGCAGAUCUGGACGGGGUAUUUCUUAUUUCAGUACGGUGGGCGACGUUAGGAUACCAUCAUGAGCGACAUUGAAAAGCAUUCUUCACCCCACGAUUCUCAAGAUGAAGGGCAAGGCGGGGCUCUCGACGGACUUCCACCCGACCCCGAUGCUCAUCUCAGCCAAGAAGAGAAAGAUAAGAUUGACCGCAAGCUGGUUUGGAGGCUCGAUUGGAUACUAAUACCUUGGCUCUGUAUCCUUUAUCUGCUUGCCUUCUUGGACCGGACCAACAUUGGCAAUGCGAAGGUUGCGCAUCUUACCGACGACUUGCAUUUGACAGUGCCAGAGCAGUACAAUAUGACUCUCACCAUCUUCUUCAUCUCGUACUCCGUUUUCGAGCCAGUGACAAAUGUCCUGCUUAAGAAGCUGCGGCCAUCCGUGUUCAUCCCAAUCAUCAUGAUACUAUGGGGCGCUUCUAUGACUGGCAUGGGCUUCGUCUACAAUUAUUCUGGUCUCAUGGCCGCUCGGUGGUUCCUGGGUCUAGCCGAGGCCGGCCUCUUUCCCGGUAUUAACUAUUAUCUGUCCUGCUGGUACAAACGUUCCGAGUUCGGUGUCCGUGCUGCUAUAUUCUUCUCAGCAGCUGCCAUCUCCGGUUCGUUCGGUGGGCUGCUUGCGGCCGCGAUAGAACUGAUGGAUGGUAUUGGUGGCCGACCUGGAUGGGCGUGGAUAUUUAUUUUGGAAGGCCUGCUUACUAUCGUGUUUGGCGCUGCAUCUUUCUGGAUGGUCCACGACUUCCCUGAUCAGGCCCGGUUCCUCUCGGAAGACGACCGCACCCGUGUAGUUCGUCGACUCAAAUUGGAUCAACAGUCUUCAGCUGAGCACGAGGAGUGGAAAAUGAGUUAUCUCAUCGCCGGUCUUAAGGACUGGAAGAUGUGGUUGGGCAUGGUUAUUUAUAUGGGCUGCGAUAUGCCCCUCUAUGCUUUUUCGCUCUUCUUACCCAGCAUUAUCCAGGAGUUAGGCUGGAGCACAGGUACUGUCCGGUCCCAGCUUCUAAGCGUUCCCCCUUACGCCGCCGCCGCCGCCCUCACCGUUGUCAUUGGCUUCAUCGCCGACCGAACUCGUCAGCGUGGCCUGUGCAACAUUCUAGUUAGCCUCAUCGGCAUUGCUGGCUUCGUAAUGCUUCUAGCCUCUACAGACCCUAGAGUUAAGUAUGCUGGCACGUUCCUCGGAGCUCUCGGUAUCUACCCUUGCAUUUCGAACACUAUCAGCUGGAUGGCAAACAAUAUCGAGGGUGUAUAUAAGCGAGGCGUCGUAUUAGGCUUUGUGAUCGGUUGGGGUAACCUGAACGGUAUCGUUAGCUCCAACAUCUACUUUAGUCCGCCCAGGUAUCUCGAGGGCCAUGGAGUCAUGAUCGCCUACAUGGCGCUGUUCCUGUUCGGUGGCAGCGUGCUGAUGACGACAUUACUUCGUAUCGAGAACGGGAAACGACGACAAGGAAAGCGCAACUACCUAAUCGAGGGAAAAAGUGCAAAGGAGAUCGAGGCCUUAGGUGACAAUAAGCCUGAUUUCUUGUACACAGUUUGAUUUGCGAAUUGGGGUGGCCGGCGUAUUGAUACGGACAGACGUAGGAUAUAUGGGGUGGCUCUUUGGUCAUUAUCUCCCUAGUACUCAGUAUGUUUUGCAUGGUGGCAAAACAGAAGAUCACGUUUUCCUUUGAUACUAGAGAUUGGGGCAAGAUGGAUAUAUAUAAGCAACGCUUCCCUUUGAGAUACGGUUUCCACUGUCACAUAUUACUUCCAUAGUCCAGAGAAGUGUAAGCAAUAUUAGAGGGCGGGGAUAGGAAAUGUCCACUACAAUACCAUAUUCGUCUGGCCAAUAUGAUUCCCAAAUAUCAUCGUAGUUGCUCCAGUGUGACCCCUAUUCUUUAGGUUCACUGUCUAAACACCUUGGAUUCUCCAAAUACUCAAGUCACUUAGGCUCAGAGAUUAACCUAAAUGGAGUUAUGAGGCCUUUUCUUCUAAAUGAAGCCGCCAUCCAAUUUUGGUCCUACUUCAGUCCUACAAUG
Daldinia loculata is the source of this 2231-nucleotide messenger RNA. RefSeq names its product MFS general substrate transporter. Gene Ontology annotation, molecular function: transmembrane transporter activity. NCBI's taxonomy places the organism in Eukaryota, Fungi, Ascomycota, Sordariomycetes, Xylariales, Hypoxylaceae. Bases 248 to 1750 code for a protein of 500 amino acids. Gene Ontology annotation, cellular component: membrane. Gene Ontology annotation, biological process: transmembrane transport. The transcript has 5 exons. The record is from RefSeq and is a predicted model, not a curated record.